CGCCAUUUGUUUGGACGCUCCAGAACCGUUUCGCGUCGGAGCAGCUCUUCGCUUCGGAGUAAAAGGGUUCAGGGCUAUGCUUGGAGGAUAGCGCAACAAUAAGCUGAUUCCUACAAUCGGAGUUCUCGAGUAUCAUGUUACGAAGAGCAAGUACAGUUAUUUCGCGAACCGAUAGCAACGUACAGCCGCCUUGUUUUAACGGCGUUUGAACGAGUCGGAUCUCAUUCUGCUGAAGGAAAGGUGUUACGAAUAGGCUAGAAUGUCUCUAAGCGCCAGCGCGGAGAAUCUGUCGUCCGAGGGACAAAAUAGCGAGAGAUGGAACAUGUGUCUGGAACUAGCGCUGGAGGGCGAACGCUUAUGCAAAGCUGGCGAUUGCAAAUCCGGGGUGGCGUUCUUCCAGGCGGCAAUCCAGGCUGGCACAGACGAUCUGCGAAUACUAAGUGCUAUCUACAGCCAACUGGGUAAUGCGUACUUCUAUCUGGGUGACUAUGUCAAAGCAAUGCAGUAUCACAAGCUAGACCUGACUCUCGCCAGGAAUAUGGGCGACAAACUGGGCGAAGCAAAAUCUAGUGGAAAUCUGGGAAACACACUGAAAGUUAUUGGAAAGUUUGACGAAGCCAUGAUAUGCUGCAAGAGGCAUCUGGAGAUAUCCAGAGAGAUUGGGGAUAAGCUUAGUGAAGGAAGAGCCCUGUACAAUUUAGGAAAUGUGUAUCAUGCGAAGGGCAAGCAAGCAGGUAGAAUAGGACAUCAGGAUCCAGGAGAGUUCUCUGAAGAUGUUCGACAGUGCUUGCAACAGGCGGUGCGCUAUUAUGAAGAAAAUUUAGAGCUUAUGAGGGAACUGGAGGAUUCUGCUGCUCAAGGUAGAGCGUGCGGCAACUUGGGCAAUACAUUCUACUUAUUAGGUGAUUUCCAACAGGCCAUUUAUUAUCACAAUGAACGUUUAAAAAUUGCCAGAGAAUUUGGCGACAAACCAGCGGAAAGAAGAGCCAACAGCAAUUUAGGAAAUUCGCACAUAUUUUUAGGCGAAUUUGAGAAGGCUGCACAGCAUUACAAGAGGACCUUAGUUCUUGCACAGGAAUUGGGAGAUCGCGAGGUAGAAGCGCAAGCAUGCUAUUCUCUGGGAAACACGUAUACUCUCCUGCGCGAUUACUCGGCGGCCAUCGAGUAUCACUUGUGGCAUCUGAGUAUAGCUCAGCAAUUAAAGGAUCGUGUCGGCGAAGGACGUGCCUGUUGGUCGCUGGGCAAUGCUUACGCCGCUAUGGGCAAUCAUGAGAAAGCGCUGCACUACUCGAAUCUGCAUCUGCACAUCUCGAAAGAGUUGGAAGAUCAAAUGGGCCAAGCUACUGCGCAGAUGAACGUCGUUCAAGAUGACUUACAAAAAAUCCUCGGUCUAGAAAAAAAUCAACAAGAGAAUCUAAACACCCAAAAAUUAACCACAAAUGCGACAUUGAAUGUUCCGACAACUAUGCCUUGUAGAUACAGAUUCAGGCGACAAAGUAUGGACAAUCUUGAUCUUAUUAAGCUCACACCUGAUGCAAAGCAGAAAGAUAAAUCGGAAAUCGUAUUGGACAAAGACGACAACGUUGCGUCGCAACCUUCUCAAAAGGAGGAAGAUAACUUUUUCGAUCUGCUAUCCCGGUUUCAAUCAGGCAGAAUGGAUGAUCAACGUUGCGCGCUCAACACGAAGCGCAAUCCAAAAUACCGAACAAUU
Molecule: messenger RNA, 1711 nt
Organism: Mycetomoellerius zeteki
Lineage: Eukaryota; Metazoa; Arthropoda; Insecta; Hymenoptera; Formicidae
Product: G-protein-signaling modulator 2-like
Biological process (GO): establishment of mitotic spindle orientation
Cellular component (GO): cell cortex
Molecular function (GO): GDP-dissociation inhibitor activity; G-protein alpha-subunit binding
Source: RefSeq, a predicted model, not a curated record